This is a messenger RNA of Paecilomyces variotii, 1576 nucleotides long. RefSeq lists its product as hypothetical. Bases 42 to 1232 code for a protein of 396 amino acids. NCBI's taxonomy places the organism in Eukaryota, Fungi, Ascomycota, Eurotiomycetes, Eurotiales, Thermoascaceae. The record is from RefSeq and is a predicted model, not a curated record. The transcript is spliced from 3 exons.
CACACCCAAAGCCCACAACUUCUAUUAAAGACUUGACGUUCAUGAAUCUUUCUCUCAUAUCAGAUACAGCUCAAACACUCCAUUCUAUCUGGUAUUCCUCGCUAAACCUCGAUAUACAGAGAGUUUCAGUGGCCAUGUCAUCAUCCAUUCGCCUGAAGGGCCGCCAAACUCUCAAAAGCAUCAGCUCGACUUUAGACCUCAGAAAAGUCGCGCGAAAGCUCGGGAAGGACACGUCUAGCUUGAACUUCACUAAGGACUUUGCGCGUCAGAACACUCAUAACAGCCUCAGUACUAUAUUCAAUGCAGUCUUGGUGAGAGACGAAGAAGACAUAUACUUGGAGGACAAAGUUGCAAGUGACUUGUGUAUCGCAUUAUGCGAUCUUCAACUAGAGAAUGAGGGACCCGAAGACCAGAAUGGUUCCUCUUUUUUCAGUCCUAUGUCAUUAGACAAGUUGAAUUCCUUUCCUUUUGAUCAAAACUAUGGAGCCACUGAGGGCUUUUUACGUGCAUACGACUGCCAGGACGGGAGCAAGCCGUCCACAGCUGGAAGCCUCUUAGGUGAGCUGACUUGGUUAGUCGGAGGGGGUCGACGAAUCUUUCCCGAAGGCAACAGGAAGACAUACCUCCACCGAGCAGUGAACUGGAAGAAUAUCGGACUUUGUCCUGAGAUACUCCGCGAAGACCUCUACGAUGCGAUUGAUAGCGCCGGGUUGCUUCGGAAAAAGGGCAGAUUUGGAAGAAUAUUCAAAAUCGCAAAUGGAUAUUGCGCAGUGCCUUGGAGUGUUCGUGUUAACGAGCCGCACACCAUGGUGACGAUUAACCACAAUUACACUGCCGAUGAAAAGAUAUCACGAGCAGAGAUCUUGACAAUUGUUGCUGUUAUGAUGACACAACUGGAGCACGAACAUCUUGAAGAGCAUUGCAUCCCUCCUGUAAUGGUGGUCUCGUUUAUGGACUCUCUCCAAGGAAGGAUCUUGCAGGCUCACGUAACAGACAGCCAGCUUGUUAUCAAAAAGUCUAAGCUGUAUGAUUUCGAUGAACAGGCAGAUUGCAAACGAUCUAUGACAUUGUUUACGCAACAUAUGGCAUGUGAUAGAAUCGGAAAUACUCGUCAAAUCGUAAGUUUUGACGAGGAAGAAACAAAGCGCAAAACCGCCAAGGCCAGGGAUAUGGAAAUUCGAGAAAAGAAUAUUCCUUCCGAUACUGACCCUAAAUUCGAGGGGGAGGAGUAAAGUUGGCUGUCCAAGUUGGGGGCGGGAAUGGUUCCCCUCAGAUUAGAAAAGCUUUGCGGUAUUGGAGUACUGGCUAUACUCUCCGUGUCAAGAAAGUUGCCUUUUUCGGGAUACUAGUUCUAGGGACUACUUAGUUAAGGGAGACUUGUUCUGGGGUUUAGAUAAGCCAAUAUUAUCGUCAUCAAAGGUGUAUCAUCAAAGGUAUCUUUAGUGCUGAACAGCAAUUCCAGAGAGAAUGAGAAGGAUAGCAUUCUUAUUCAGGUACUGCUGAGCUACGGUAAAGUGUACCACGACAAUCUACAGGAGUAGUACGGAGUACAUAACUGUACCUACUACUACUAGGU